Messenger RNA from Ictalurus punctatus (channel catfish), 5011 nucleotides. It is a transcript of the gene gria2a, whose product is annotated as glutamate receptor, ionotropic, AMPA 2a. The record is from RefSeq and is a predicted model, not a curated record. Gene Ontology annotation, biological process: synaptic transmission, glutamatergic; monoatomic ion transport; modulation of chemical synaptic transmission. The transcript has 16 exons. Bases 518 to 3286 code for a protein of 922 amino acids. Gene Ontology annotation, cellular component: AMPA glutamate receptor complex; dendritic spine; plasma membrane. Gene Ontology annotation, molecular function: AMPA glutamate receptor activity; transmitter-gated monoatomic ion channel activity involved in regulation of postsynaptic membrane potential. Lineage: Eukaryota; Metazoa; Chordata; Actinopteri; Siluriformes; Ictaluridae.
UGUGUCUCUCUCCCUUUCUGUCUGUUUGUCUGUCUGUCUCAACUCGGUCUCUCUCUCUCUCUCUCUCUCUCUCUCUCUCUCUCUCUCUCUCUCUCUCUCUCUCGCUGUCUCUCUGUCUCUCUGUCUGUCUCCCUCACUCUCUCUCUGUCUCUCUGGAACCCCUCGUGCUCUUUUAUCGGCUUCGGGUGCGUUCGGCUCUUUCCGUCUCCAUCAUCAUUCCUCCCGCGUCCGUGGCGGCUGAAGCCCUGCUCGUGGACGCGCGGAGCCGCAAAGGAGCUGGAGCGAUAGCAGAAGCCCCCCGUCUCCCCCUCACCGCGCUGUCCUCUCUACACCAGCUUCAUCCGUAGCUAUAUUCCCCCCCCUUCAUUAUUUUACUCGUCGUUUAUUUUUAUUUUUUUUUUAUCCCUUUCCCCCCACCCCUUUCUUUAUUUCUUUUCAUUUCAAUCAUGACACGAGUCGCAAUUUUGUGAACCUUGAACGACGGGGGGGAAAAAACAAACAAACAACCCAGAAGACCAUGAUGAAUUUGUCGGGUUUCCUGUUGGUACCCGCUUUAUGGGGACUCGCACUCGGUGGAUCCCCGAGCGUCCAAAUAGGCGGCCUGUUUCCGCGCGGUGCGGAUCAGGAGUACAGCGCGUUUCGGGUCGGGAUGGUGCAGUUCGGCACCGCCGAGUUCCGCCUCACCCCGCACAUCGACAACCUGGAGGUGGCCAACAGCUUCGCCAUCACCAACUGCUUCUGUUCGCAGUUUUCCCGGGGCGUCUACGCCAUCUUCGGCUUCUACGAUAAGAAGUCCGUGAACACCAUCACGUCGUUCUGCGAGACGCUGCACGUGUCCUUCAUCACGCCGAGUUUCCCCGCCGACGGCCUCAACCAGUUCGUGCUGCAGAUGAGGCCUGACAUCCGCGGCCCUCUGAUCAGCCUGGUCGAGUACUACAAGUGGGAGAAGUUUGCGUAUCUGUACGACAGUGAUAGAGGCUUGUCCACUUUGCAGGCCGUCCUGGACACGGCGGCUGAGAAGAAAUGGCAGGUGACGGCUAUAAACGUGGGCAACCUGAAGGACGAGAGGAAAGACGAGGCCUACCGCUCGCUCUUCCAGGACCUGGAGAAUAAGAAAGAGAGGAGAGUGAUCCUGGACUGCGAGCAGGACAAGGUCAAAGACAUCAUGGAGCAGGUCAUCACGAUCGGUCGUCAUGUGAAAGGAUAUCAUUACAUCAUCGCUAAUUUUGGCUUUUUGGACGGAGACCUAUCGAAGAUUCAGUAUGGGGGCGCGAACGUGUCCGGCUUUCAGAUCGUGGAUUUCGACGACCCUCUCGUCGCUAAGUUCGAUCAGCGCUGGGAGGCUCUGGAGGAGAAAGAGUACCCCGGGGCAGACAGCAAGAUCCGAUACACCUCUGCUUUGACGUACGAUGCGGUUCAAGUGAUGACCGAAGCCUUCCGCUUCCUCCACAAGCAAAGGAUCGACAUCAGUCGUCGUGGCAACAACGGGGACUGCCUGGCCAAUCCGGCUGUACCGUGGGCUCAAGGGGUGGAGAUAGAACGUGCUCUUAAGCAGGUGCGAGUGGACGGACUGACAGGAAACAUCCAGUUCGACCAAUACGGCAAGAGAGUGAACUUCUCAGUCAACAUCAUGGAGCUGAAAAACAGCGGGCCAGUAAAGAUUGGCUACUGGAAAGAGGUGGACAAAAUGGUGGUCACCAAAUCCGACCUCUUCCCCAACGACACCUUUGGGAUGGAGAACAAGACGGUUAUCGUGACGACCAUCUUGGAGGCACCGUAUGUGAUGUUAAAGAAGAACGCAGAGUUGUUCACGGAUAACGAACGCUACGAGGGAUACUGCGUGGACCUGGCGGCUGAGAUCGCAAAGCAUUGCGGGUUUAAGUAUCAGCUGAAGAUUGUGGGAGACGGGAAGUACGGCGCUAGAGACGCAGAUACGAAGAUCUGGAAUGGCAUGGUUGGCGAAUUGGUGUACGGGAAAGCGGACAUAGCCGUAGCGCCUCUGACGAUCACGCUGGUCCGUGAAGAGGUGAUCGACUUCUCCAAGCCCUUCAUGAGCCUGGGAAUCUCCAUCAUGAUCAAGAAACCGCAGAAAUCCAAGCCGGGCGUCUUCUCCUUCCUGGACCCGCUGGCCUAUGAGAUCUGGAUGUGCAUCGUGUUCGCCUACAUCGGCGUUAGCGUCGUGCUCUUCCUCGUUAGCCGCUUUAGCCCGUACGAGUGGCACACCGAGGAGUUCGAGGACGGCCAGCUCGGGCCCAGCGAGUCCAAUAACGAAUUUGGGAUCUUUAAUAGUCUGUGGUUUUCUCUGGGCGCUUUUAUGCAGCAGGGAUGCGAUAUUUCGCCAAGGUCACUAUCUGGGCGUAUAGUUGGUGGUGUGUGGUGGUUCUUCACCCUCAUCAUUAUCUCAUCUUACACGGCCAACCUGGCUGCUUUCCUCACCGUGGAGAGGAUGGUGUCCCCCAUCGAGAGCGCCGAGGAUCUCGCCAAGCAGACCGAAAUCGCCUAUGGAACCCUUGAUGCCGGUUCAACCAAAGAGUUCUUCAAGAGAUCAAAGAUCGCCCUGUUUGAGAAGAUGUGGCAGUACAUGAAAAGCGCCGAGCCUUCUGUCUUUGUGAAGAACACGGUGGAAGGCGUGCUGCGUGUUCGCAAGUCCAAGGGCAAAUACGCCUACCUGCUGGAGUCCACCAUGAACGAGUACAUCGAGCAGCGCAAGCCGUGUGACACCAUGAAGGUCGGAGGCAAUCUCGACUCCAAGGGCUACGGCAUCGCCACGCCCAAAGGAUCUGCUUUAAGAAACGCGGUAAACCUUGCGGUGCUAAAACUGAACGAGCAGGGGCUUCUGGAUAAAUUGAAAAACAAAUGGUGGUACGACAAAGGAGAGUGCGGCAGCGGAGGCGGGGAGUCAAAGGAGAAGACGAGCGCUCUGAGCUUGAGCAACGUUGCGGGGGUCUUCUACAUCCUGGUGGGCGGCCUCGGCCUGGCCAUGCUGGUGGCGCUGGUGGAGUUCUGCUACAAGUCGCGUGCUGAGGCCAAGCGCAUGAAGGUUGCCAAGACUCAAGCCCUAAAUCCCCCCACUUCCUCGCAGAAUUCUCAGAAUUUUGCCACUUAUAAGGAAGGGUACAACAUGACGUUCACCGAGGCCAUGCGCACUAAGGCCAGGCUUUCUAUAACUGGCAGUAUUGGGGAGAACGGGAGAGUGCUGACUCCGGAUUUCUCUAAAGCCGUGCACGCUGUGCCCUACAUGAGACCAGGCAUGGCAAUGCCUCUUAACGUGAGCGAGCUGUCCUGAGUGCCUUACACACCAACACACACACACAUGUUCAGACUUUUACACACAUCCUCAAAGCAUACAUUAACAUUCACUUGACUUGCUACUAAUGACUUAAAAUCACGCCGAUGUGCUACACAUUUACGUAUACCGUAUUUUCCGGACUGUAAGAUAUCAUUUUCGCCAUCCCUAACGUUUCUACAUUAGUCCAAUCUAAUCGACCCUUUAUUGUGAUUAUAAACAAGACAUAUAUAAAACCUUGACUCAUCCUCGAGGUUGAGUCGAUUCUCCGAUUCAGUGCAGUUCAAUUCCACGAUGAGCAACGCGUUCGGUUAUUAAAGUUCAAACCCAGCCAAUGUAACGACAAAUUCAAGGCCAACGCUGGCAAAAUACUGUGUACCAAAAUGAACCAACCGGUAAGCUCAUCGAUAAAUUGAGUGGAAUUGACUCUUUGAAUCAACUCCGCCGAUUUCCAACAAAGACAUUUCUGAACUUGAACAGCACCGAUUAGAAAAAAACAAACAAAACUAGCUAAUGUUUUGAAUUUUUUUUCCACGCAAGUUGUUUUCCUCUCACUUUACGGCAUUGUCUGUGAAAGAUAAGACUCACUAUUCUGCAAAAUCGACACCGGGCCGAUGAGAUAACGAUAAACGAUUCAUCGUGGUGGCCAACUUGACAAAAACAUGUCUAGAUAGUUAUCUAGAUUUACUCAGUUGAAGUAAUUCCUCGAAAUCCAUAAGCUAGCUUGCAUUAAACGUAUAACGUAUAAAGCAUAUAUUGGAAGUCGUCCAUUUGUUAGGGUGUUUACGGUAGCUGUGCUAGUUCAGCAGUUCUUACUUAUUUCAGCGUGGCUAUUUGGGUAUAUUUCCAAGCCUGACAGCGGGAUUAAGAUCGGGGAAACAGAACUACAGCAACACUAAUGAGACAAAAACGAAACCACUCUGUACAAGUAUGUGUUUUAGAGUCAGUUUUUUGUAGAAUAAAAAAAUGUGUUUUAGAGUCAGAUAUUAUGUAGAAUAAAAAUGGCUUAUACAUUCAUUCAACAACAAAGUAGUGUAUUUAUUGAUUUGUGUCUGGAAAAUAUGGUAUAUGCAUAUAUUUACUUACAUGCAUACACAUCUUAUCGAUAAGUUUAUACAUUUAUAUCACAAGAACUUACAAACAGAGGAACACACACUACACACACACACACACAUACGAUACUUGUACAUACACAUCAUAGAAAAAUGUACAGAUGCAAAAUGAGAAGUUUGGUUUACACAUGCACGAUGUCCACACACGAUCAGGACACGUUGACUUGUGCUCACGCUCUCUCUUACUCAAUUCCUAUUGAGAUUUUUCACAACAAACACGUUUUUUUUCGCCUCUCGGAUUCCAGGAAACACAAGCACACUUGAAUCAUCUGCAUCCAGCGUGGCUUUCUUUUGUUCGGUUCUAACAUGAAAUAUAUAUAUAUUUAAAAAGGGGGGGGGGGGGGGGGGUGUUUUUUUUUUUUUUUUUUAAAUAUAUUUUUCAAGAAACACACACACACACACACAAAAAAAAAGAAAUAACGGCGAAGAGCCUGCAUCCAUAUUGUAAAAAUACUGUUACGAAAUUGUUUCAAAGCCAGACAAUUGUUUCGAGUUCAUUUAACGUAGGUGCAGUGUUUGAGCAGAAUCGUUUGUCAUACGAAUUAUAUAUUGAAAAUAUAUAUUGACCAUGUAAAUAUCUAUACUUUUGUCCUUUUGGUGUUACAAUGGCUGA